Messenger RNA from Daucus carota subsp. sativus, 2485 nucleotides. RefSeq names its product indole-3-pyruvate monooxygenase YUCCA6. The transcript is spliced from 4 exons. Bases 427 to 1713 code for a protein of 428 amino acids. NCBI's taxonomy places the organism in Eukaryota, Viridiplantae, Streptophyta, Magnoliopsida, Apiales, Apiaceae. The record is from RefSeq and is a predicted model, not a curated record. Gene Ontology annotation, molecular function: N,N-dimethylaniline monooxygenase activity; NADP binding; flavin adenine dinucleotide binding. Gene Ontology annotation, biological process: auxin biosynthetic process.
UCAUCGUCUCAUUUAGAGUCUUAUUCCAUUCAUGACUCUUCUAUGAACAAAAAGAAUGUAAUAUAGCUCCUUCCCUUAUGCUACAUUAUUAUUGUCAUAUCAUUAUCUCUCUCCCUCUCCCUUUUAUUCUCUCCCUCCCGGUUUGAAUCUCUCCCUCUCUCUCCCUCUCUCUCUCUCCGGCUCAUACUCAAUAAGUGGAUAACAACUCUUGAUCCACUCCACCAUUCUAGGAUUUCUACAUCUCUUCUAUAUCUCCUUCAAGAUAAAACUUUAUCCACUCUUCCCCCUUCUUUUGUGCAUCCAUUCUCCACACUCCAAUGCCUCUCAUCUCCUAGACCACUCUCUCAACUCAUACUCACUCAAUUCCGGUCCCGAAACUCGAAAUUAAAAUUCCUCGAAUUUUUCACGUAAAUAAAAUCCUCGUUCAUGGAUUAUUUACAAGAAAGAGCAUGGAAAGAAUCAAACGAUCACCAUGUAAACAAUAACAACAACAAUAACAACAACUUGAGGCGCGUUUUCGUGCCCGGCCCGGUUAUCGUGGGGGCCGGGCCGUCCGGGCUAGCGGUGGCUGCAUGCCUGAAGCAACGUGGAAUCCCUAGUGUUAUUAUCGAAAGAACAAAUUGUGUAGCAUCAUUAUGGCAACUCAAAAGCUAUGAUCGGCUCCGCCUUCAUUUACCAAAGCAAUUUUGUGAGCUUCCUCUCAUGCCCUUCCCUCAAAGCUUCCCAACUUACCCUACUAAGCAACAAUUCAUAACCUACCUUGAGGCCUACGCAACCAAAUUCGACAUCAACCCGUUAUUCGACGAGAGUGUCGAGAGUGCCACGUUCGAUUCGGGCAUCGGGUUCUGGCGCGUGAGGAGCGUGGGCAAGGGGAAGAGUGGGGAAGAGGGGGGUGGGCAUGAGUUUGUGUGUCGGUGGCUCGUGGUGGCCACCGGAGAGAAUGCGGAGGAGGUGGUGCCGGAAAUUCGGGGAAUGAAGGAGUUUAAGGGGCAAAUAGUGCAUACUAGUUGUUAUAAAAGUGGUGGUGCAUUUCAAGGGAAGAAAGUUUUGGUGGUUGGAUGUGGAAAUUCAGGCAUGGAAGUUUGCUUUGAUCUUUGCCUUCAUAAUGCUUCUCCUUCCCUUGUUGUUAGAGAUGCCGUUCAUGUUUUGCCGAGAGAGAUGCUUGGAAGAUCGACUUUCGGGCUGUCAAUGUGGUUGCUCAAGUGGUUUCCAGUCCGCCUAGUCGAUGCUUUCUUGUUGAUUGUUUGUAGAAUUCUGCUCGGAGAUACUUCGAAGCUCGGCCUUGUCCGGCCCCGGAUCGGACCUCUGGAGCUCAAGAGCUCUGCAGGGAAAACACCCGUGUUGGACGUCGGGACACUUGAUAGGAUUAAAAAAGGUGACAUCAAGGUAGUUCCCGGGAUUAAGAGAUUAACGCGACAAACAGUGGAGUUUGUGAACGGAGAAACAGAGGAUUUCGAUGCAAUAAUCUUAGCAACUGGUUAUAAAAGCAAUGUACCCUCGUGGCUGAAGGAGAAGGGAAUGUUUUCAGAGAAAGACGGGUUCCCUCGACAGCCAUUUCCCAACGGCUGGAAAGGCGACAAUGGACUAUACGCGGUGGGGUUCACGAAACGUGGCCUCCUGGGGGCAUCAAUGGAUGCUAGGCGAAUUGCAGAGGAUAUCGAAGGGUGCUGGAAGGCGGAGGUCAAGAAUCUGACGCCUUUGUCGCGGUCAUAGUCACCCUAAUCACACUAUUUUUGUCUUGGAAUAGUUAGUUAGGUAGUUGGCACAUUUUAGUUUUUGAUUGAAAGUACUAAACAUGGCCUAGCUAGGAGGAAUGGUUUUGUUGUGGUACAUAUACAUAUUGUUGGUACCAAGAAAUUGCAGCAAUUUCUUCAUUGUGGGGGACCUGGGGUCGAAGUUCACGAGUCAUAGUCAAAAUCGGUCAGAGACCCUAAUUUGUAUAUAUUCCGCGUGAAAUUUCUUCAUUGUGGGGGAUCUGGAGCUGAAGUUCACGAGUCAUAGUCAAAAUCGGUUUGAGACCCUGAUUUGUAUGUUUCGGGCCAUAAAUGUCUGGGGCACUCUAGACGCAAGGCUUGUUCGUCUAUAGCCAGGGACCGGACCGGACGAGGGACCUCAGCUGCAAGAUUGUACACAGUUGACACUUAUUGCUGUUAUUAUGACAGGAGAGGUGGGGUUUUUGAGUAGGAGUGUUAGAGGUUUUUGGGGUUUGUAAUGGAAGUGACACUGAGAUAGGAAAUGAUUUCUAAUCAAAAGUUCAUAUAUAAAUGAAUGAUUAUGAGGAGAUUUGGUAUCGAAAUUGUAUAUGAUCACUGGACCAUUUAUGAAUUAUGAUCAGAUCAUUAUGAUUUCUUCUGUCAAGUAGUUAGUUUGAGUUAUUAUUCUCAUUACAAGUAGCUUUUAGGACCACUGUGUAUCAAUUCUGUGAAGCCAAUAUCAGUUGCUGUAAAUGCACUGUAAAAAUCAAGAUUUGAACAAUCUAGCAAAA